This is a messenger RNA of Pyrenophora tritici-repentis Pt-1C-BFP, 1128 nucleotides long. RefSeq lists its product as uncharacterized. The record is from RefSeq and is a predicted model, not a curated record. Gene Ontology annotation, molecular function: iron-sulfur cluster binding; catalytic activity. Lineage: Eukaryota; Fungi; Ascomycota; Dothideomycetes; Pleosporales; Pleosporaceae.
AUGGCCUUUCUAUCCAGAUUGCGACCCGCCCUGAAGCCUCGAUCGGUUGCACCAGCCACUCGCAUCUCCGCAUCGCGACGGACCCUUUACCUCGCGCCGCCGUUCCUCUUGGACGAUUACAUACCUCGCUACCAACUACUUUCAUCGAUAGACGCCUCCAAGAAACGCUCCCUAGCGUAUGCGCACUUGAGUAACUGCAACCUGUGUCCUCGACUUUGCGGGGUAAACCGCUAUGAGAAGACGGGCGUGUGCCUUAUAGGAGCAGAGACGGUCAAAGUUGGCACAAUAGCGCCCCAUUUCGGCGAAGAACCCUUCAUCCAGGGACACAACGGCUCUGGAAGCGUCUUUUUCAGUGGUUGCAAUCUCCGUUGUGUCUUUUGUCAGAACCACGACAUCUCCCAUACGCGUAAUGGCUUUGAUCUCACGCCAGAAGAACUCGCUGAAUGGUUCAUGAAGCUGCAAGAUGUGGGCCGAGUUCACAAUAUCAACCUCGUCACACCAGAACAUGUGGUACCGCAAGUAGCCUUGGCCUUGCUACACGCGCGUGAGCUCGGCCUGCGCUUACCCAUCAUCUACAACACGUCAUCGUUUGAUUCGCUCGAAAGCCUAGAACUACUGGAUGGCCUGAUUGACAUCUACAUGCCAGACUUCAAAGUGUGGAGUAACACGUCGAGCAAACGGUUGCUCAAGGCGGACAAUUACACCGAGGUGGCAAUGGAGAGCAUCAAGGCCAUGCACAAACAGGUCGGCGAUCUUUGUUUUACACCCGAUGGCAUUGCCAAGAAGGGUGUGAUUGUGCGACAUCUGGUCAUGCCGAGUAUGGAGGAGGAGGGAAAGGAGAUUGUCAAGUGGCUUGCGAACGAGCUGGGGAAAGACGUCAUGGUACAUAUAAUGGAACAAUACUUUCCGCGCGCACAUGUGGGCAAGGAGAGGCGCGGCCGUACAAGCCAAGAAGUCGUAGAACCUGGCGGUGUUGAAGCAUCACCCGCAAUCAAGAAGGAAGUGCGAUAUGCUGACAUUAACCGGCCGGUUGACCUAGAUGAAGUGGCAUCGGUCAAGAAGGCUGCGCAGGAAGCAGGCUUGUGGAGGUUUGUCGAAGCAUCGAGACAUGGUGGCUUCAAUAUCUGA